AUCAAAUCUUUUAAAGACGUACACUAAAUCAAGAGCUUUGAAAUAAAUGAUUAUUUAGAGAUAAUUAUUAUUUAAGAAUUUAGCAGAAAGAUGAAUUAGAGAGAAUUGAAAAAUUGUAGAAUUUAGAGAUAAAUUGCAUUGAAAUAACUCAUAGAAUUAACUUAAAUAUUAAUUGAAAUUUUGGCUUUUGAGCGAAAAAUAUUCUAUUAAAAAUUUAAUUUAAUAAUCUUUUUCGAGUUUAUUUUAAAGUAUAAUGAACAAAACCCAGAUAAUUAUCAAUAAAAAUAUAGCAUUAGCUUUUAAGAAAGGUGAUUAGAAAUUCUUGAAGUUCAAUUAAUCUAUCUUAAUAUCCGAUUAAAUAUCUACAAAAACCAGAGAAAGAAGUAAAUCAGGUUUAAUAUUGUUGUGUAAAUAGUUAAAAUUAAAAAGUAUGACAAUAGCCAGAUUUCAAACUGAUGCGGGAAAACCCCACAGAUUUUAAAUCUGCGCCUUAGCCCACUCGGCCACCAUAAUCAACGAUUUUGAAAGAUUUACUAAAUUUUAGAUAUAAACCAUCAUAAUAGAAUAUUUUUGUAGAACUAAAAAUUAUUAUUAUUUAAUAAAAACUGUCCAUCAAUUUAUCCUUUUUAAUCAAUUUCAAAUAAACUUCACUAUUAUUAUUAACAAACAUUUUUCUACUUUGGUUGCAAUCUAUUUAAAAAAUCCUACUUUUAAUACCAUUAAACAAUUAUUCCUUGUAAAGAUAGUAAAUUCUAUAGAUUUAUAUUUGAUCUAAGUGUUCCAAAAGUUCCCUUUUAUUUAAAGGAGAGUAGAGCAUUCUCGAUAUAUUCCAUCAAUUUUAUAUGUUCGCUCCUUAUCAUAAUUAGUCUUUACCAAUAUUGUAUUUUCAAAGGACAUUCAAUAUACAACAUUCUAAUUAAGAGUAAUUAUCUUUUUAGCUCUUUUGACGUAAUCUUAUUUCAUCAGAAAAAGUCAAAAUAAUAAAUUAUCAAGUUCAUAAAGGGGUUUUUAAUUACUUAAAUAGAAUAAAGGUUGA
This is a messenger RNA of Paramecium tetraurelia, 1036 nucleotides long. RefSeq lists its product as uncharacterized. The record is from RefSeq and is a predicted model, not a curated record. NCBI's taxonomy places the organism in Eukaryota, Ciliophora, Oligohymenophorea, Peniculida, Parameciidae. The transcript is spliced from 2 exons.